Molecule: messenger RNA, 1468 nt
Organism: Momordica charantia (bitter melon)
Lineage: Eukaryota; Viridiplantae; Streptophyta; Magnoliopsida; Cucurbitales; Cucurbitaceae
Source: RefSeq, a predicted model, not a curated record
AUAAAUAAAUAAAGGCCCACUGUUUUUUUGUUUCCCCUGAAACAAUGGCCACUCUUUUUGUGGGUUCAUCAGCGACGGCGUGGUGUUCGUCGGGGAUUUGCGUCGGGUGCUGCGGGUCCGGGAUCCGGCCGCCGCGGCCUCGGCGGAUAAUUCUGGUCCGGCACGGGCAGAGCGAGGGGAACGUGGACGAGAGCGCGUACACCCGAAUCGCGGACCCGAGGAUUUCGCUGACGGAGGCCGGAAUUGGGGAGGCGGAGGAGUGCGGGAGGAACGUGCGGCGGAUGAUCGAGGGCGAUGGGGCCCACGACUGGAGCGUUUACUUCUACGUGUCGCCGUACAAGAGGACGCGGCAGACGCUGCAGCACCUGGCCCGCUCCUUCGACCGCCGCCGUAUCGCCGGCAUGAGAGAAGAACCCAGAUUGCGCGAGCAAGAUUUUGGGAACUUUCAAGACAGAGAGAAAAUGAGAGUUGAGAAAGCCAUGAGAAUGCUGUAUGGUCGCUUCUUCUAUCGCUUUCCAAAUGGGGAAUCUGCUGCAGAUGUUUACGACAGAAUCACAGGUACAAUACAAAUUUCCAGAUUUCCAACAGUUUCUGCUCUCUACUCUGAAACAAAGCCAAAAACAAAAACAAAAACAGGGUUCAGAGAGACACUGAAAUCAGACAUUGAUGUGGGAAGGUUUCAGCCGCCAGGCCGCAGAAACCCCAACAUGAACUUGGUCCUCGUCUCCCAUGGCCUCACUCUCAGAGUCUUUCUCAUGAGGUGGUACAAAUGGACUGUGGAUCAGUAUGAGAGACUCAACAAUCUUGGCAAUGGCAGAAUGAUUGUUAUGGAGAAAGGCUUUGGUGGAAGGUAAAUUGUUUCGCCUUUCGUCUAACGCUAAAGUCAGGUGGGAGGUGACAUCGUCUAGUGUGCAACUUUCUAUGGCAGAAACAAGCCCUCACUGACCUAAUAUGCAUACUUAGGUAGGAUUACGAAAAAUUGUUGUUGUCUAAUGAGAACUUCUCUCAUAUUGCUAGCGGUAUCUUAUCUUCAUGUCAGAUGGUUUCUAUUGUUUAAAACAUUUUACGUCUUGACAUUAUUCAAUUAUACUCUUUUUUGUUGGUCGAUGUUAAAGAUCUAGUUUAUGAUAAACUUACGAGACAUGAUAUUUAGUGAGUUGGCUUAAAUUCAAGGGAGUUGACUCUCUCUCUCUUAGAUAACCUACUUUUCAAUCUCUUCUGCAUUUUUGUCGGCUCAUUAAGUAUCAUGUCGAGUAAGUUCAUUAUCAACCAAUUCUAACAUUCUUCAACAAAAAAAUAGAGACUAAAACAUAUAUUUAACAUUUUCACAAUGCACUUUUAUGUUACUUCUAAACCCGAUGAUUUUGAAGAGCAAGUGGCGGUCAAAAGCACUCCCAGGCAUAUCUUAAGCCAUGAUAUCGUCUUUUCCACCGACAACCGCGACGAGCACAAUUUUGAAACCUUUUCU